GGAAAAGAUGAAGAUAGAGCAAAGUAGAGAGCAAGCAAGCUUCCUGCUUUCUCUCAUUCCCAGCUUCUCCCAAAGUAAGUUAUAAAAAAAAGGGGAACAUCGUAGAAAUGGGAUUCGUGAUAGGGAGCUCUUGCUAUUUGCAAACUCCCAUGUCCAACUCUCAAUCCCUCCACUUUAACCUCAGAAAUGCAGAGUCCAAGAGAAGGAGAAGCUUCAGGCCUCCAAUGGCUUCUCUUUCCCAUCAAGACCCAAACGACCACGUUUCCAGUAAGAGGAGGGCGGUUCUUCUCAUGGGUAUUUCCAUUCUUCCUCUCCUCCAGCUCAGAGGCAACGCUAUUGAAGUCUCCACCUUAAUGCCUUUCAGGAAAAAGAGAAGAAACAUUCCUCCUAAUGGUAGUGGAACAACAACAUUGGGACUGUUCGGUUACGAAAAUGAGGCACAAAGUGAGCUAAACAAGCCAGAGGGAAACCGAAAAGCAGAGGAAGCACAGGGAAACUCACCAUCUAAUCCCUUUUUAUCUCUUCUGAAUGGUCUUGGAAUAUUCGGUACUAGUGUGCUUGGUCCACUCUAUGCUUUGGUUCAGAAGGAGAAGAAAGCAACUGAUGAAUCCCUAGAAUCAAUAAAGAUCAAAUUGCAAGAAAAAGAAGCUGCAAUUGUCUCAAUGAAAAAAGACUUCGAAUCAAAGCUGCUAAAAGAAAGUGAAGAACAAACCAAGCAACUCAAAAAAGCAAAGGAAGAACAACUGUCUUUGUUGGAUCAACUAAAUUCAGCUAACAAUACAAUUACAGGCUUAGGGCAGGAACUUAAAAAUGAGAAAAGGUUAAUUCAGGACCUUAAAGUUCAAAUAGACACUCUUCAAAGCAAUCUCUCGAAGGCCAGGGACGAAAAAAGAUCUCUUGUACUAGAACUGAAGGAAAAGCUUGAUUUUGUUGAUGUCCUACAAAAAAAAGUUAACUUGCUCAGUUCAGAACUCAAAGAUAAGGAAGGUCACAUUCAAAAGCUCAUCUCAUGCCUUGCUGAAAAAGAAUCAGAGUUAAAGAACCAUGAAACUACUUACAAGAAAACUAAGGAAGAAAUAGAGCAAGCAAGUUCCGAUAUUGAAGGUUUGAAAGAAGAACUGCUGAGAAAUCAAAGUGAACUUGAAUUGAAAAAUUCUACAGUGGAUGAAUUAAAUGCAAGGAUAAGCUCGUUAACUGUUGAAAGAGAUAAUUCUAGGCAGGAAUUUGGUGCUCUUCACGAGGAUUACAAUAAUCUGGAAGUGGCUUCUGAAAAUAAGGCUGCAGCAGAUGCUAAGCUUUUGGGGGAAAGAGAAAAAGAAAUUCACCAGCUGAAGGAAAAACUUGAGAUUGCCCUAAAAUAUGUAAGUGAAAACAAAGCAAUUGUUGCGGAUUUGAACAAGGAAAAAGAAAACCUAAAGAAAGCACUUGAGGUGGAAUCGAAACUUGUAAUGAACCUGAAAGAAGAACUACUAAUUGCCGAGGAAACUAUUGCAAAGUCCAAAAUUGAGGCUUCUGACCUGUUCGAGCAACUAAAGAGCUCAAGAACGCAUUGUAACGAACUCGAGUCUGAGAUUUCAAAGGUCAGGUCUGAGUUCGAUGAAGCUAAAGUAAGACUGCAGGGUAGCCUUGAUAAGGCAAAACAAAGUGGCGAAGUUCUUGCCAGUGAGCUCACAGCUGCAAAAGAGCUUCUGAAGAAAACUAGGGAGGAACUGCAGAUUUCUUCUAAUGAGCUGACUUCUAUGACAGAAAACCGCGACAGCCUUCAAAGGGAAUUGGUGGAUGUGUUUAAAAAGGCAGAAACCACGGCCAAUGAUUUGAAAGAAGAGAAAGUGAUUGUUUCUUCUUUAAGGAAAGAACUCCAGGCUUUGGAGAAGCAGAUCUCAAAGGACAAGGAAGCAAGAAAAUCACUUGAAACGGACCUGGAAGAGGCUACCAAGUCACUUGAUGAGGUGAAUCAAAAUAUAUUAAAACUUUCUAAAGAUCUCGAAAGUGCUAAUGCUAAAAUAUCUGAUCUCGAGGAUGAGAAAAUGGUUCUCUAUAAAACACUCACAGAGCAGAAGAAUGCAUCUAAAGAAGCCCGAGAAAAUAUGGAAGAUGCUCAUAAGCUUGUGAUGUCACUCGGCAAGGAAAGGGAUAGUUUGGUAAAGCAAGUGAAAAAACUCGAGGACGAAUUGGCAUCUGCUAAGGGAGAAAUACUACGGUUGAGGAGUCAAAUAAAUUCGUCCGAAGUUCCGGUUAACGAUAAGCCUCAGCAGAAAGGUGAAAGUGAAGCUAAACCGAAAGCUACAACCACUGUGAGGAAAACGACCAGGAGGAGAAAAAGUAGCUCUGAAUGAGGUUCACCGGUAACCACCCUGAGCUCUGAUAUAUUCUCAUCAUGGAUCUGAUUGUUGGUUGAUAAUUUUUAGCCAUAUCAUUGUAUUGUUAUAUAAAUCUGACAUCGAGUAUGCUACCUAGCUAGUUAAGGAAUUUACUUGUGCAUGUACAAAUCUUAAAUGGCAAAGCAUCAGAGUUUUGCA
Messenger RNA from Hibiscus syriacus, 2519 nucleotides. RefSeq names its product MAR-binding filament-like protein 1-1. The record is from RefSeq and is a predicted model, not a curated record. Gene Ontology annotation, cellular component: condensin complex; condensed chromosome; chromatin. Gene Ontology annotation, biological process: mitotic chromosome condensation. The transcript is spliced from 5 exons. The coding region runs from base 108 to 2336 and encodes 742 amino acids. NCBI's taxonomy places the organism in Eukaryota, Viridiplantae, Streptophyta, Magnoliopsida, Malvales, Malvaceae. Gene Ontology annotation, molecular function: chromatin binding.